AUGACGGUGUCACCAGCUCGCCUAACUGCUGUUGUGUUGCUAAGUUUACUGGAGGUGCUACUGUUUGGUGGUCUGCAGUACGGAUGGACUUCCUUACUUUACAUCUUAAAACAGGAGCACGUAUUUGAAGACCUCUGUAAAAAAGGCGAUAACGUCACUUCCGGAAAUGGAAGUUAUGUGGUUUCCGGUGAAGACUGUUUCCCUCAGGAUGAAAGAUUUAACUUGAUCUUCAGUAUUGGUGUAGCAGUAUUUACAGUGAUAUGUGUCAUAACGGGACAACUUUACUUCAAGUUUGGUGUGAGGGAAAUACGGACUCUCAGCGGGUUAAUCCUUGUCAUCGGCGUGCUUUGUUUUGGCUUCACAUCUCCAGAACUACCCUGGCUUGUGCUCCCUGGGAUAGUAUUGGUAGGCGUGGCUGGGAUCUCACUUAUCAUAUCUAGCAUGCAGGUGGCAGUGCUGUUGCCGAAGGGUUCCUCGGUGUAUGUCGGUCUCCUUAAUGGCUGUUUCGACUCCUCCGUUGUGACACAGAUGGCUGUCAAGACUCUGCACGAUAGCGGCAUCAACCGCAGAUUUUCUUACAUCGGUGUCGCCAUUUUGUGUGUCGUCAUAUCCGGUUUCUACACGCUAUUGCAUCCUGGUUCAAAGAAUAAGACUUUAAACUCAUCGGACGCCAGAAGUGAUGAGGACAAGCAGAAAAAAAUGGACGACGACGUCAAACUUCCCAAAGAUAGUAUUAACAUCACAUUCAAUAACGACGAAAAACAGUUUGAAGUCGCCCCACCGAAAUCAGUAACGGACAAAGAAAAAGACGUUUCAGCGUCUUCCGUUUCUUCCGAUGACGUCAUUUAUCCUCCCGUCGGAUCGAUCAUAUGUUCCCGUAUAUACUUCUUUCACAUACUGUGGUUCACCGCGCUGCUGCUGAGGUUCUUCUAUUUCAUCGGGUCAGUAAACAGACUGAUGGUAAAGACCCUGGAAAAUGACGGACAGGUGAGCUACUUCACUGACGUCAUGGCCUACACAAUGUUGGGAGGGAUGCUUUCCUCGUUUAUUGCUGGACAGGUGUUUGAGACACAAAACAGGUGGUUUACAGGAACAAUGAAGACAGUAAUCCCCCUCACAGUGACGUCAUGCUUGGCCAUUCUGUUAUCCUCCCUCGCCUUCCUGUCCUCGACGGCUGUUCUGUACGCUGACUUUGUUGUGCUGACGUUUUUCCGUUCCUUCGUUUUCAGUGUUAACAUGGAUUUUAUCAUAAUUUCGUUUCCUGAGAAAUUCAUGAGUGUACUAUUUGGACUGGCCUUUUCCAUUUCCGGUGUCCUUACCUUGACACAAUAUGCCUUGUUCACGUGGACAGAGAAAUACGAUGGCGCUAUGACACACGUAAAUAUUGCCCUGUUGUGUUUAUCGAUUAUCUCCCUUCUACAUCCGGUCCUUAUUUUCAUGAGCCAAAAACGAAGAUCGAUCGAUAGAGAUACAGACAACACUAUUCACUGUAGUGUCGGCUCCGAGGACAUGAAAGGACUUUCGACAAAAUUGUAAUGGCUGCUGUUCAAAGUUUGAAUCUUAAUUGUUCGCAAAUGUAUCUACAAAUCAGACAUUCCCAGUGUCAUGGACAAGAAUAUUAAAAAAAAUCAUAUACGUGUCUUUGAAUUGUGUCAAGUAAGACCUUACUAAAUUAUAUGUAUAAUUUAUUACUAUUGUUAUUGGCUGAAGUAUCAAACAAAAAAUAAAUAACACAGUCUCCAGACUGCUUUACAGUUUGUACGUAAAUUUUGAAAUAUUAGUAAAAUCGAUACACGGUUAUAUUACUCGUGGUAUAUUUUAAAGAAUAUCGUCAAUACUGAUGACUAUAGCUUUAAGAUCAAUUUCACUUUCUCACAGACAAUAGAUAUCAUGCUAAAUAAUGCAAUCAAUAUUAUUGUUAAUGCUGUAUUAUAAUCUUCUUUAAGUGAAUAUGUAUUUUGAAGUGUUUCACAACGAGGAUGUGAAUUCGCAACAACAUUAUCACAGUUAUGUAUCUAUUCUUUCUUUUUCCUGAAUAAACACUUGCAUGGAAUUUUAAAUUGCUUCAUUUUGAUACUCUGGUUAGCAUAUUUUACCAAAAACAUAUAUAUCAAUUGAUAACAGUUUGCUGUAUUGCAUAUGAAUUCACGAGGAGAAACAAGUGUACUUUAUCAAUUUAAAUAAGAAUGAUCAAUUUGAAAAAAGGAAUAUCAAAGCUUCACUUUUAACAUUUUAAAUGUGUCGCAACGUUUGAAGACCUACUGGUCCUUUGUGUUAAAAUUAAAGUUUA
Molecule: messenger RNA, 2290 nt
Organism: Mizuhopecten yessoensis (Yesso scallop)
Lineage: Eukaryota; Metazoa; Mollusca; Bivalvia; Pectinida; Pectinidae
Product: solute carrier family 43 member 3-like
Exons: 10
Coding region: 1-1536 (511 amino acids)
Source: RefSeq, a predicted model, not a curated record